Molecule: messenger RNA, 912 nt
Organism: Triticum turgidum subsp. durum (durum wheat)
Lineage: Eukaryota; Viridiplantae; Streptophyta; Magnoliopsida; Poales; Poaceae
Source: the annotation of a GenBank genome assembly
AUGGUCAGACUGUGCGGUUGUGAUUUCCACGAGAUUAAAGUUACCCCCUCACUUCAUCUCCCUCGGCUGAAGGAGCUCAAGCUCUGUGGUGUCGCUAUCUCGGAGGCGACCCUCCACUGCCUGCUCGCUGCCUCCACUGCGCUAGAGAACCUUCAGCUUGAUAACAUCCAGGGGCCCAGCUCCGUCCGGAUCAUCUCGUCCACUCUACGGAGUGUUGGUGUCGCUGGUUCUUACUCCUACGGUGAAGAGUCCCUGCUUCAGGAGCUUGUCAUUGAAGAUGCACCUUGCCUUGAGAGAUUGAUCACACUUGGUCCAUUUGGUGGCCCGAGGAUAGUCAGAGUCCUUGCGGCGUUGAAAUUGAUGGUGUUGGGCUGCUUGUCUAGCGAAAAUUUCAAAACUGUGAAUGGAGAAAUUCUGCAGGAAAUUGUCCCCACUAGCUUGACCACGUCGGGACGCACAGUGAAGGUUUUGAUUCUAGAAUCUAUCGGCCCCAAUCUAAAUGCAGUUGUUGGCUUCCUUAGAUGCUUUCCCUGUGUGGAGAAGCUAUACAUCCAGUCACGCCAUAGGAAGGAUAUGAAAAAUGUGUGCCAAUAUAGCACACUCGAUCCCAUCGAAUGCCUUGAACUCCAUCUCAGAGCAAUAGUUUUGAACACCUAUGAAGGCAAGAGAGCAGAUGUUAACUUUGCCAAGUUCUUUGUUCUGAACGCAAAGGUGCUCAAGGUAAUGAAAUUUGGUGCCAGUGGUACCUGCAAUGAUAAAUGGGUGGCUAAUCAGCGCAGGUGGCUACAACUGGAUAUCAGUGCUUCCAGAGGUGCAAGAUUUUAUUUUAAAAGAGAUUUUGAUAUCCCCAGCUUUUGCGAUCACUAUCACUUUCAUGGUAUGUGGACAGUUGAUCCCUUUGGUAGCUCGUAG